AUGACCUCUCGAUUGGACCCCGCACGAGGAUCAAAGGAAGAGGAAGACGAAGGGGAGGAUUACAUGUCGAUGGUGAUCGAGGAACCAGUGCAGAAGGAAACUUUUGCGCAGAAGAAACGCCGUCUACAACGCGAGGCAGAAGCCCGCGCCAAAGUCCCCUCCAAAGCCGAACGCGCUGCCCAAGAAAGCGCUCGUCGCGAUGUCGCCCUCUCCACGAGCACCCUAGAUCCCUCCAACAAAGGCUUUCAGAUGAUGGCCAAGCUAGGAUUCAAACCUGGUCAGGCCCUAGGUAAAGAACCGACCGACAAUCAAGCCCCCGACCACGACCAAGACCAGGGCCGCAACCACGACUCCUCGUGUCCAUCGCGCGUCGAGCCUCUCAACCUCGUUUUCAAAGAAGGUCGCGGCGGCAUCGGUCUGGACAGCGAGAAGAAACGCAAGUUCCGCGAACAGGCCGAAGAUGCCGUCAAGAAAGUCAAGCAGGAAGAAGGGGAUUAUCGCGAUCGCGUCCGACUGGACCGGGAGACGCGACACACUGAAGCACAAUUCCAGGCGGCGCAGAAGGUGGCUGAACGCUUGGAUACCGAGGCAGAUGCAGACACAGACGCAGACGCCGACAGCGACGGUCGCACCAAGGUCCGGCCCACGAACCAGAUCAAUCUGCUGUAUCGGGGGCUGGUGCGAGACCGCGAGGAACGAGAGCGAUCGCUACAUGAGCGGCAUCGUCUGCAGUCCGAGCUGCCUUCGUCCUUCUUCCCCAGUCCGCGCUUGCCCGGCUACGACGAUGCCGCCCUCGACGGCGACGACCAAGAAGCUCUGGGCCGGAAACCCCUCGACCUCUCCUCCAUCCUCGAGCAGGAAGUCGACCAGGAGGAUCCGGAGCUGGACGAGUUCAAUGCCCUGGAACCGAGCGAACGGCUGGCCCGCAUCGUGCGGUAUCUACGCGAGACGCAUCGCUACUGUUUCUGGUGCAAAUUCCGCUAUGGCGACGAUGCGAUGGAGGGUUGUCCUGGACUCACCGAGGAGGACCACGAUUAA
Molecule: messenger RNA, 1038 nt
Organism: Aspergillus tanneri
Lineage: Eukaryota; Fungi; Ascomycota; Eurotiomycetes; Eurotiales; Aspergillaceae
Product: putative G-patch domain protein
Exons: 2
Coding region: 1-1038 (345 amino acids)
Cellular component (GO): kinetochore
Molecular function (GO): nucleic acid binding
Source: RefSeq, a predicted model, not a curated record